AUGGUUGAGCGGUUAAAUCUAAAGAUUUGGCUACCAUUCUUGGCCUUAUUGUUGGCCAAUAUUCAGGACAGUUAUAGCUAUCAGCUGGCAAAAACAGUGCUGCAGCAGCUAAAUGGAAAUGGUUCCCAAUUCGAUGCAUGGACGCAGGAGUUAAGUGAACAACUCAGCCAGGAGGAGCAGCAGCGUAUGGCUUGGAAUGUCCAGUUUCUGGAGAAUUCCGGAGAGGACUUAGGAGAGAUGCAAAAACGACUUAAUCCCCAUAAUCAAUUCAAACUCUAUCUUUGGAUGAGUUUUUAUUGGCAACUGCGACGCUCAAAUCGACUUGGAAGCGAUCAAAGAUUAUUGCCACAUUUUGCGAUGACUCUGCGUCAGCUGCGAAAGGAUCAGGAACCACAUUGGAACAGUCUUCAACUGCAAAAUAUGUUGCAGAGUUUGCCCAGAUCCCUAAGAGAUUUGGUUAAGAGUCGUUGGUUCUGCCUGAAGCAUGACCGGGAUCAACUUUAUGUCUUGCCGAAUGGAGUUGUGGAACUAGGCGCCAACAGCAACUGCAGCAUGUGGCAAGCGGAGGAGUUACUGCAGACUGCUAACUACUGGUUACGUUUGCGCAAUAUCUGCGAGUUGCAUGCAACAUGGUUCAUCAACAUGCUGCAGUAUAACAAAUCGGGUACAUAUAUGUUAUUGAAUACAACCGACACUAAUUCCAGCAUUUAUUGCAUUCGGAAUGGAGAAGGCUACCUUCUGCGCAAGGAUCAAAUGGAAGACCAUUUGGAAAACGAUUGCCAUUGGCAGCUAAAUGAUUGCACUCAAUUGCCAAUGAUGUUGAGGAGAUAUUAUAAAGUUUAG
Molecule: messenger RNA, 843 nt
Organism: Drosophila grimshawi
Lineage: Eukaryota; Metazoa; Arthropoda; Insecta; Diptera; Drosophilidae
Exons: 1
Coding region: 1-843 (280 amino acids)
Source: RefSeq, a predicted model, not a curated record